AUGGAAUCUAAAUUAGUCGUGCCUGGUCAGUACAUAACGCCAAAAAGGAAUCUAGUUUCUGAUAAACAACACCAGAAUAAACCAGUAACGUAUCUUGCUGGAUCGGGUACGGUUGUAAAUCCAAUUGAAGUUGAUGGUAAGAGUUUAUCAGUUAUAUGUGCUACGAUAGUAGGGAGGACUCAUUUCGUCCAAGUAAACAAGGAUGAACUAGAGGGCGAGGAUACUGAAGAGAAACAGAAGAAAGAUAAGGAAUUGACGUAUAUUGUUAAUGUCGUACCCAAGAAUCAAUACAUUCCAACUGAUGAAAAAGCAAGUGAAGCCAAUUUGUCCGGUACAACAACAACCACAGUAUCUUCUUCCAUCAACCUUCCACAGGAGAAUGAUAUAGUAUUAGUACGAAUCACGCGAAUUUCGCAGAAACAAGCCAAUUGUGAAAUCAUAUCCCUUGAAUCAAAAUCAAAUUCAAACUCAAACUCAAACUCAAGUGCUCCUCAAAAAGGCGGUAAUAUCCUCUCAGACUCAGGUGCUGGAUCCAAUGGAGCUACCGCCCAAGCAUCUAUCCCCCAUGGUGGCGGAUCCCAACACAACCACAAUCUACAAACCAUUGCAUCAUCAACCUCCACACCCACUCAAGCAACAAUCUACGACUUGGGAGAAAACUAUCGCGGUAUAAUUCGAGCUUCCGACAUAAGGUCAACAGAAAGAGAUAAAGUUAUUGUAGGGCAGUGUUUUAAACCGGGGGAUAUUGUUCGAUGUAUGAUUAUAAGUUUAGGUGACGGGCAAAAUUAUUAUUGUUCAACAGCUAGAAAUGAUUUGGGGGUAGUAUUGGCUAAACUGGUCGGCGGGGCCGGUAACUUGAUGUAUCCUGUUGAUUGGCAGAAUAUGAUUGAUUUGAAUAGUGGUGUUGUUGAAAAGAGGAAAAAUGCUAAUCCGUUUGCUAUUUAA
Messenger RNA from Lodderomyces orthopsilosis Co 90-125, 945 nucleotides. RefSeq names its product exosome non-catalytic core subunit. The transcript has a single exon. Gene Ontology annotation, molecular function: RNA binding. Gene Ontology annotation, cellular component: nuclear exosome (RNase complex); cytoplasm. Gene Ontology annotation, biological process: RNA processing. Bases 1 to 945 code for a protein of 314 amino acids. The record is from RefSeq and is a predicted model, not a curated record. Lineage: Eukaryota; Fungi; Ascomycota; Pichiomycetes; Serinales; Debaryomycetaceae.